Molecule: messenger RNA, 3503 nt
Organism: Orcinus orca (killer whale)
Lineage: Eukaryota; Metazoa; Chordata; Mammalia; Artiodactyla; Delphinidae
Gene: BTD
Product: biotinidase
Exons: 4
Coding region: 1636-3219 (527 amino acids)
Molecular function (GO): hydrolase activity, acting on carbon-nitrogen (but not peptide) bonds, in linear amides
Source: RefSeq, a predicted model, not a curated record
GAUCGGAGUAUUGCUACUCCAGCUUUCUUUUGAUUUCCAUUUGCAUGGAAUAUCUUUUUCCAUCCCCUCACUUUCAGUCUGUAUGUGUCCCUAGGUCUGAAGUGGGUCUCUUGUAGACAGCAUAUAUAUGGGUCUUGUUUUUGUAUCCAUUCAGCGAGCCUGUGUCUUUUGGUUGGCACAUUUAAUCCAUUCAUUUUUAAUGUAAUUAUCGAUAUGUAUGUUCCUAUUACCAUUUUCUUAAUUGUUAUGGGUUUGUUUUUGUAGGUCCUUUUCUUCUCUUGUGUUUCCCACUUAGAGAAGUUCCUUUAGCAUUUGUUGUAGACCUGGUUUUGGGGUGCUGAAUUCUCUUAGCUUUUGCUUGUCUGUAAAGCUUUUGAUUUCUCCAUUGAAUCUGAAUGAGAUCCUUGCUGGGUAGAGUAAUCUUGGUUGUAGGUUCUUCCCUUUCAUCACUUUAAACAUAUGCCACUCCCUUCUGGCUUACAGAGUUUCUGCUGAGAAAUCAGCUGUUAACCUUAUGGGAGUUGCCUUUUAUAUUAUUUGUUGUUUUUCCCUUGUUGCUUUCAAUAAUUUUUCUUUGUCUUUAAUUUUUGUCAGUUUGAUUACUGUGUGUCUCGGCAUGUUUCUCCUUGAGUUUAUCCUACCUAGGACUCUCUGUGCUUCCUGGACUUGGGUGGCUAUUUCCUUUUCCAUGUUAGGGAAGUUUUUGACUAUAAUCUCUUCAAAUAUUUUUGGGUCUUUUCUCUCUCUCUUCUCCUUCUAGGACCCCUGUAAUGCAAAUGUUGUUGCAUUUAAUGUUGUCCCAGAGGUCUGUUAGGCUGUCUUCAUUUCUUUUCAUUCUUUUUUCUUUAUUCUGUUCCAUGGCAGUGAAUUCCACCAUUGUGUCUUCCAGGUCACUUAUCCAUUCUUCUGCCUCAGUUAUUCUGCUAUUGAUUCCUUCUAGUAUAUUUUUCAUUUCAGUUAUUGUAUUGUUCAUCUCUGUUUGUUUGUUCUUUAAUUCUUCUAGGUGUUUUUUCUUUAAUUUUUCUAGGUCUUUGUUAAACAUUUCUUGCAUCUUCUCGAUCUUUGCCUCCAUUCUUUUACCGAGAUCCUGGAUCAUCUUCACUAUCAUUAUUCUGAAUUCUUUUUCUGGAAGGUUUCCUAUCUCCAUUUCAUUUAGUUGUUUUUCUGGGGUUUUAUCUUUUUCCUUCAUCUGGUACUUAGCCCUCUGCCUUUUCAUCUUGUCUAUCUUUUUGUGAAUGUGGUUUUAGUUCCACAGGUUGCAGGAUUGUAGUUCUUCUUGCUUCUGCUGUCUGCCCUUUGGUGGAUGAGGCUAUCUAAGAGGCUUGUGCAAGUUUCCUGAUGGGAGGGACCGGUGGUGGGUAGAGCUGGCUGUUGCUCUGGUGGGCAGAGCUCAGUAAAACUUUAAUCUGCUUAUCAGCUGAUGGGUGGGGCUCGGUUCCCUCCCCGUUGGUUGUUUGGCCUGAGGCGACCCAACACUGGAGCCUACCUGGCUCUUUGGUGGGGCUAAUGGAGGACUCUGGGAGGGCUCACACCAAGGAGUACUUCCCAGAACUUCUGCUGCCAGUGUCCUUGUCCCCACGUUGAGACACAGCCACCCCCCACCUCUGCAGGAGACCAUCCAACACUAGCAGAUUGAUGGUCUGCAUUAUGUCUGGAGCCAGCCGUCAGCUCGCUCUUCUCCUCUGCGGCUGUUGCGUGGCUGCCCUGGGGGCCCAGGCCGAGGAGCGCUGCCCGGCUGAGCGUCACCAGGCUGCCCAGUACGUGGCUGCCGUGUACGAGCACCGGUCCAUCCUGAGCCCGAACCCGCUGGCCCUCACCAGCCGCAGGCAGGCCUUGGAGCUCAUGAACCAGAACCUCGACAUCUAUGAACAGCAAGUGACGAUCGCAGCCCAAAAGGGUGUACAGAUUAUAGUGUUUCCAGAAGAUGGCAUCCAUGGAUUCAACUUCACAAGAACAUCCAUUUACCCGUUUUUGGACUUCCUGCCUCCUCCCUACUUGGUCAGGUGGAACCCAUGCCUGGAGCCCCACCGAUUCCAUGACACGGAAGUCCUCCAGCGCCUGAGUUGUAUGGCUGUCAAGGGAGAGAUGUUCCUGGUGGCCAAUCUUGGGACAAAGCAGCCUUGUCAUAGCAGUGACCCAGGGUGCCCAAAUGAUGGCAGAUACCAGUAUAACACGAACGUGGUGUUCAGCAGUAAUGGAACCCUGGUUGACAGCUACCGCAAACAAAACCUCUACUUUGAAGCAGCGUUCAAUACCCCCCUGGAAGUGGAUCGCAUCACCUUUGAUACCCCCUUUGCUGGCAAGUUUGGCAUCUUCACUUGCUUUGACAUAUUGUUCUUCGACCCUGCUGUCAGGCUCCUCAGAGACUCGGAGGUGAAGCAUGUCGUGUAUCCGACCGCCUGGAUGAACCAGCUCCCCCUCUUGGCAGCCAUUCAGAUUCAGAGGGGUUUCGCCAUCGCCUUCGGCGUCAACUUUCUGGCUGCGAACAUCCACCAUCCAUCUCUGGGGAUGACGGGAAGUGGCAUACACGCCCCUCUGAAGUCCUUUUGGCACCAUGACAUGGAAAGCCCCGAAGGUCACCUUAUAAUUGCCCAGGUAGCCAAAAAUCCACAGGGUCUCGUUGGCACAGGGAAUGCCACAGGGAAAAUGGACCCAUCCCACAGUAAGUUUUUAAAAAUCUUGGCAGGAGAUCCGUACUCUGAGAAGGAUGCUCAGGACGUCCACUGUGAUGGAGCCCCCAAAUGGAACACGGAUGCCCCUCCCACGUUUCACUCUGAGAUGAUGUACGACAAUUUCACCCUGGUUCCCGUGUGGGGCAAGGAAGGCUACCUCCAAGUCUGUGCAAAUAGCCUUUGCUGUCAUUUGCUUUACCAGAGGCCCACUCUGUCCAAGGAGCUGUAUGCCCUGGGGGUCUUUGACGGCCUUCACACUGUGCACGGCACUUACUACGUUCAAGUCUGUGCCCUGGUCAAGUGUGGCGGUCUUGGCUUUGAAACCUGUGGGCAGGAGGUUACAGAGGCUGCGGGGAUAUUUGAGUUUCACCUGUGGGGGAACUUCAGUACCUCCUAUAUCUUUCCAAUGCUUCUGACCUCAGGGAUGACCCUGGAAACCCCUGACCAGCUGGGCUGGGAGAAUGAUCACUAUUUCCUGAGGAAGAGCGAACUGUCCUCUGGCCUGGUGACGGCAGCUCUCUACGGGCGGUUGUAUGAGAAGGACUAGGGGGUGUGGGGUGGGCUCCUCCUGCACUGGCACUGCCCAAAACUCACAGCACCGGGACCACUUCUUCGCUCCAGAGCCCAUCCUGGGAGCCAUGGGAAGAGGUAGGGAGACAGAUUUCGCCAGUGUCUUUUUCUCUUAAGCACAAAUUCGUGAGACAUUUUCUGGUAUUUUCUACUCACAUUUCUAUUAUUCAAGCCACGUCUUCUUCCAGCAGAUCUUCCAUUACACAGUUGUUUUAAGAGCACAAAAAUAAAUGUCAGUUUAUAUUUUACAUGUCCACAAAA